This is a messenger RNA of Acanthisitta chloris (rifleman), 1806 nucleotides long. RefSeq names its product heat shock 70kDa protein 12A (gene HSPA12A). The transcript is spliced from 9 exons. The record is from RefSeq and is a predicted model, not a curated record. The annotation marks the transcript as partial. Lineage: Eukaryota; Metazoa; Chordata; Aves; Passeriformes; Acanthisittidae.
CAUCACUUACUGAAGCUGUUGCACUUUUUGCUUAGACGAUGGGAAGGUGGAGAUCCAGGUGUAUCCAAUCAGAAGACACCAACCACUAUCCUCCUAACACCAGAGAGAAAGUUUCAUAGCUUUGGCUAUGCAGCAAGAGAUUUCUACCAUGACUUGGAUCCCACUGAGUCAAAGCACUGGUUAUAUUUUGAAAAGUUUAAGAUGAAGCUACAUACCACUGGUAAUCUUACCAUGGAGACAGACCUGACAGCUGCAAAUGGGAAAAAAGUCAAAGCACUUGAGAUAUUUGCUUAUGCUUUGCAGUUCUUUAAGGAACAGGCAUUAAAGGAGCUCAGUGACCAAGGAGGCUCGGAUUUUGAAAACACUGAAGUGAGAUGGGUCAUUACAGUACCUGCCAUUUGGAAGCAGCCUGCAAAGCAAUUCAUGAGACAAGCUGCCUAUAAGGCAGGAAUGGCAUCUCCAGAAAAUCCCGAGCAGUUGAUCAUUGCCCUGGAACCCGAGGCUGCUUCUAUCUACUGCCGAAAGCUUCGCCUGCACCAGAUGAUAGACCUGAGUAGUAGGGCACCUGUCAAUGGCUACAGCCCGAGUGACACUAUUGGAACUGGAUUUACACAGGCGAAGGAACACGUGCGUCGUAAUCGGCAGAGUCGUACCUUUAUGGUGGAAAAUGUCAUAGGAGAGAUCUGGUCUGAACUGGAGGAAGGUGACCGUUACAUCGUUGUUGACAGUGGAGGAGGCACAGUGGAUAUGACUGUCCAUCAGAUCAGGCUCCCUGAAGGACAUCUUAAGGAGCUGUACAAAGCAACAGGUGGGCCAUAUGGUUCUCUAGGCGUGGACUAUGAAUUUGAAAAGCUCCUGUGUAAAAUAUUUGGAGAAGAUUUUAUUGAGCAAUUUAAAAUCAAGCGUCCUGCUGCCUGGGUAGACCUGAUGAUAGCGUUCGAGUCCCGUAAGCGAGCGGCAGCUCCAGACAGGACCAACCCACUGAACAUCACUCUGCCUUUCUCCUUCAUUGACUAUUACAAGAAGUUUCGCGGUCACAGUGUAGAACAUGCCUUGAGGAAAAGCAAUGUGGACUUUGUGAAGUGGUCCUCCCAGGGAAUGCUGAGGAUGAGCCCUGAUGCAAUGAAUGCUCUUUUCAAACCUACAAUUGACCAGAUUGUUCAGCACCUUAGUGAAGUGUUUGAUAAGCCAGAAGUGACCAAUGUCAAGUUUCUGUUCCUGGUCGGUGGUUUUGCUGAGUCCCCCUUACUCCAACAAGCUGUCCAGAGUGCUUUUGGUUCAAGAUGUCGAGUCAUCAUUCCUCAGGAUGUGGGUCUCACCAUCCUCAAAGGAGCAGUUCUCUUUGGUCUAGACCCUGCAGUCAUCAAAGUGCGGCGCUCACCUCUCACCUACGGCGUCGGUGUGCUCAAUCGGUUCGUGGAGGGGAAGCAUCCACCAGAGAAGCUUCUAAUCAAAGAUGGCACACGCUGGUGCACUGAUGUCUUUGACAAAUUUAUCUCAGCUGACCAAUCUGUAGCCCUUGGAGAAACUGUGACACGCAGUUACACACCUGCCAAACCUUCUCAGUUAGUAAUAGUGAUCAAUAUCUAUAGCUCAGAACAAGAUAACGUUAGCUUCAUCACCGAAUCUGGAGUGAAGAAGUGUGGCACCCUUCGCCUGGAUCUCACAGGAACUGAUGCUUCGGUGCCAAACCGGCGGGAGAUCAAAACACUUAUGCAGUUUGGGGACACUGAAAUCAAAGCCAUGGCCAUUGAUGUUGCAACCUCUAAAAGUGUCAAAGUUGGUAUUGAUUUCUUAAACUACUAA